Molecule: messenger RNA, 1275 nt
Organism: Penicillium riverlandense
Lineage: Eukaryota; Fungi; Ascomycota; Eurotiomycetes; Eurotiales; Aspergillaceae
Exons: 1
Coding region: 1-1275 (424 amino acids)
Biological process (GO): ribonucleotide metabolic process; RNA catabolic process
Cellular component (GO): ribonuclease H2 complex; nucleoplasm
Source: RefSeq, a predicted model, not a curated record
AUGCCGCGAACACGAUCGGUUCCAGCGGCCAAGUCCGAGCCAAAACAGACAGAACAAACACCCAAGCCAUUGACGCCAGAGGCGCCCUGCAAGACUUUCAUUCUCCCUUCUUCAGCUAGCGACAAUGCCCGCCUACUAUCCCUGCCGAAUCCGCAGUCGGGAGACCUAACGCGCUAUUUCUUCUGCCCGGACCGCGGCGUCUACGAGUUUACCGUUGUCGCACCGCCUUCACAGCCGGGACGAAGUAUCUUGUUCACGCCUUGCACAGAGAAACCAUCCGAAGAUGAUGAUGCGGUCGUCACCCCGAAGGCUACAGUCGCCAAGAAAGCCGAAUUGCUGAUUGCAACACCAAUUGAUACCAUAUUUUUCAUGAUCCCAUUGCUCGCACCUUCUUCAAAGUCCGGCCCUUCGCUGUUUCAGCCGCUGGACGAUAUAAUUGACUCCCAAGACGACUUGCCACCGCACCUACGCCAUGUUCUUUACGAUGAAACGUUUCGACCAUCCCUCCUCUCGCGCGUGGAGGCUAUCUGUGACACUGUGGAAGCGGGGGAUGAGAAACUGUUCCGCUUCAGUGAGAUGAAGCUGGUCCGGGAGUUGAUCGGUAAAGCGGAGCGCAUGGUCGCUCAUGGCCUGCCAGCAAGCUUGGAAGAGCGGUUUGUUCGACAAGCCCUCGCUACUCCGCUGAUGGCCGUCAAAAGAGAAGACAUUGUGACGAGCCAGACCUCAUCGAACGAGAGUGAGUCAGGCACGAAAUCAGAGGAACGGCCGGACUCGCCGUCGACAGUGGCCACUACUGCAACGCCAUCUGUGUCGACGCCUGCGGGCGAAUCGACCCCAGCUCCUCAGCCACCUGGUGUUGAGGAUUCCGCGCCUUCAGACCCCGUGGCUCGUCUACUGCGGAUCUCCACGGCGCUGGCCUUCAUCAAGGAAUCAUAUCUCCUACCGCCCCUAUGCACUCGGUUGGACGAAAUCCUCGCUUCUCCCGAGAGCCCGCUAGAUUUGAAACCUUUGACGGAGCGUCUCAAAGAGAUUGCUGAUCUCCGCGCUGAGGCCAUGGCGUCACGGAAUAUGUCCGACUUCACUCGGAAGCGCGGGUUGGAUGAUGAUGAAGAAGCGGAGACAAGAGCCGAGAAGAAGCGCAAGAAGGAAGAGGAGGAAAAGAAGAACAAGGCGGCUGAGUCUCGAGGUGUUCGGGACUUGAAGAAGGUCAAUACGACUGGGAUGAAGAAGAUGAGUGAUUUCUUCGGCAAAGCUGCUGCCAAGAAGAAGUCUUGA